Cinclus cinclus is the source of this 2163-nucleotide messenger RNA. It is a transcript of the gene YWHAQ, whose product is annotated as tyrosine 3-monooxygenase/tryptophan 5-monooxygenase activation protein theta. The coding region runs from base 222 to 959 and encodes 245 amino acids. Gene Ontology annotation, biological process: signal transduction. Gene Ontology annotation, cellular component: cytoplasm. The record is from RefSeq and is a predicted model, not a curated record. The transcript is spliced from 6 exons. NCBI's taxonomy places the organism in Eukaryota, Metazoa, Chordata, Aves, Passeriformes, Cinclidae.
GCGGGUCGGUGCGCGCGCCAACGCCCUUCAGCGCUGGCUCGGCCGAGACGGGAGCGGCUCUUUCUCUCCGCCACAGCCCUGAGCGCGGCACCGACCGGGUGCGGCCCGGCCCCACAGCCCGGCGGACCCAGGUUUUGAGGUGCAUUCUCGUGUUGAUAGUCUGACAUCUCCACCCUCUUCUGCUUCUGCUAUACACUGCUCUUGUCCCACUGCCAGCCACCAUGGAUAAGACCGAGUUGAUCCAGAAAGCCAAGCUGGCUGAGCAAGCCGAGCGCUACGAUGACAUGGCCACCUGCAUGAAGGCAGUAACGGAGCAAGGUGCCGAGCUGUCCAACGAGGAGCGCAAUCUCCUCUCCGUGGCUUACAAGAACGUGGUGGGGGGGCGACGCUCGGCCUGGAGGGUCAUCUCCAGCAUCGAGCAGAAGACAGACACCAGUGACAAGAAGAUGCAGCUUAUCAAGGACUAUCGGGAGAAGGUGGAGUCUGAGCUCAGGUCCAUCUGCACCACGGUGCUGGAGCUCUUGGACAAAUAUUUAAUAGCUAAUGCAACUAAUCCAGAGAGCAAGGUAUUCUACCUGAAGAUGAAGGGAGACUACUUCCGAUACCUUGCUGAGGUUGCCUGUGGUGAUGACAGAAAACAAACAAUAGAAAACUCACAGGGAGCUUAUCAGGAGGCAUUUGAUAUCAGCAAGAAGGAGAUGCAGCCAACACAUCCAAUUCGCUUGGGUCUAGCUCUUAACUUCUCUGUAUUUUAUUAUGAGAUUCUCAACAAUCCUGAGCUUGCCUGCACACUGGCAAAAACAGCGUUUGAUGAGGCAAUUGCAGAACUUGAUACACUGAACGAAGACUCUUACAAAGACAGUACUCUCAUCAUGCAGUUGCUUAGAGACAACCUAACAUUAUGGACAUCAGACAGCGCAGGAGAAGAAUGUGAUGCUGCAGAAGGUGCAGAAAACUAAACUGCACGUGGGGUGUCAUUCUCCCUUUCCUUCUCAAGAAACCUUUUUACACGUCUCCAUUCCUUAUAGCUCCACUUGGAUUUCCUAUAGCAAAGAAAACCCAUCCAUGUGUAUGGAAAUCAAUUUAUAGUCUUUUCACACUGCAGCUUUGGGAAAACUCCAUUCCUUGAUUUGUGUUUGUCCUGGCCUUCCUGGUGUGCGGUUACUGCUGUAGAAAAGUAUUAAUAGCUUCAUUUCAUAUAAACACGAGUAACUUCCAAACACUUAUGUAGCGGACUAAAGUGUACCUGGUAUUUAAAAACAAAUCUGAACCAGUUCCUGCCAGUUGACUGUGUUUUGUAUUACAUUCAGAUAUGAAAAUGUAGUUAAUUGCAACUAAAGAGUGUUCCACAUAGCAUUUGAUUCUCCACAUUCCCUUCUUAUUCUGCAGGGUUUCCUUUCCAUAAUUGACUUUCACAUGCUACUGUGUAUUCGUUUCAGUAGGAAUAUGGAAGUUUUGGGCCAGAUCAAGUUGAGCAUUUAAAGUUUGGAAAACCACAAAUUGAGUUGCUUCCCGUAUCAUGUAAUACAGAAGCUUGUGUGUUCAAAAACAGGGGCUUCUCUUAAUCUUCAGUUGCUGCUGUUUGAUAUCCCUUCCCAAUAAAAGUUCACUUACACUCCUGCCUUUGUAGUUCUGGUAUUCACUUUACUAUGUAUUAGAAGCAGCAUGUUACUGCUGGAGUACAGGCAGUGCUUUUUGGCAGACUAAAGUGCAUGUCAUUUCUUAAUACACUGGAAUGGGAAAACCAAUUGAAGUUCACAUGUCCAAAUAUAAAAUUUAGUACUUUUCCAUGCAGGUUUGUGCACAUGUGAGAAGGUGUCAAGUUUGUCCAGUGAUUGUUAGAGAGUUUGGACCACUAUUGUGUGUUGCUAAUCAUUGAUUGUAGUCCCAAAAAAGCCUUGUGAAAAUGUUAUGCCCUCUGUAACAGCAAAGUAACAUUAAAUAAAAUUACAUUUUAUAAACCACCUACUGUUUACUUGUAACAAUUCCAUGUAAUAACUUAAGGGCUGAACUUAAAAAAGUAAGUAUCUUGUGCUGGAAAUGUCUUUCUCAACUUCAUUGCAUACUUCUUAAAAGUCUGCUUUUGAAUGAACUUGUUUGAAAAAAUACCCUAGUAUUUUCAUAGUUUAUCUGACAUGUGGACUUCUUAAUAACUAAAUUGGC